AUGCAGGCGCUGGACUUGACCAGGUGCGAGAAGCAGCCGCUUGCUGCCUCGGUGGCUGCAGGCACGGGGGCCACGGUGAUGCCAAGGCUCGCGCCGCUGUCGCCGAACGCCUACGUGGGACCGGCAGGCGCGAGCGGCGCUGGCCUGAGCAGCCUGGCCGCGGCGCAGUCCCUGGUGGCCCAGGCAAACAUCACGCCGGAGCAGCUGCUGCUGGCGGCCCAGCAGCUCGCCGCGCAGCAGCGGCAGCAGCAGCAGCCACCGCCGGCGGCCGGCGGCGGCCAGGGCGCGCCCAGCGCCGGCCUCGCCUCGCUGGAGCCCUCCCGCCGGCGCGGAUCCGCGCGCGAGGCCGCCGUGAGCGUGCGCCACUCCCGCGCGGCCGCUGCCGCACACAACCGCCGGAGGCUCGCGUGA
Prorocentrum cordatum is the source of this 411-nucleotide messenger RNA. The record is from the annotation of a GenBank genome assembly. Lineage: Eukaryota; Dinophyceae; Prorocentrales; Prorocentraceae.